AUGGCGUUGUUGUAUCAGGUCAGCAACGUUUCAAGAAAUGCAAGCGAAGAGUUCGCCGAAUCAAAUGUUACGGAUAGCUUGGAGAAGUCUUCCAGGACACUGUUAAUCGUGAAAAUCACAUGCUACUCCGCAAUCUGCAUCACUGGGACCAUUGGCAACUUGAUGUUGAUAUUUUCAUUAGCUCUAGAGCGGCAACGCAAAACCAGUCAGUACUUCAUCCUUAAUCUUGCAACAGUGGACCUUUUGACUUGUGUGCUGAGUAUACCGUUUGACAUUGUUCUGGUCGCGCUGGGAGGCUGGCCUUUUGGAUCUGUAUUGUGCAGAAUUAUUUACCCUUUGCAGACUAUUUUCAUGGCUGUUUCGGUGUCAACGUUGUUAUGUAUGGCCUUGGAAAGACAUCGGGCAAUUAUCCACCCUCUUAAAUAUAAAAUACCUGGAAGGGUGAUAAUAUUGGUCAUAACACUAAUCUGGGUGUUAAGUGCGGCGUUGGUUUCUCCGUAUGUAUUGGCGCUGAAGAUGAAAAAUGACAACUGCGUAGAGAAUUGGCCCAACAAUGAUCCAAUAUACCCUAAAAUGUUUACAUUAGGCGUGUUUCUUUUACUCUACUUGGGACCCCUGUGUGUGAUAUCAGUGACCUACACGCGUAUUGGAGUGCACCUUCGAGCCGACAGCCGCAAAGCGAAUUUUCUUGUAGCCAGUAAAAAAGCCUCGGUAAAGAAACAUGCAAGGCGGAAUAUACGAGUCGUCAAAGUGUUCGUAUUUGCUGUUAUAGCUUUCGCAGUUUGCCUUCUGCCUUUUCACGUAAUGUGGAUCUGGAGUGAAUUCGGGAACGGGCAAACAUGGCCACAUUUCUCCACGGUUCUGACGUUCGCCUACGUAAUUUUUUACGCCAACAGCGCGGUGGAUCCUUACAUAUUUGGCGCCUUAGGACGAAGGUACAAUAGUUGCAGAUGCUUUUAUCAGAGAUUUGGCAAAUCAGGUCUCACUAUUGUUUUCUCUGAUAAGGAACGUAGGAGAAAAAUGGCGCGAAAUUGGAAAAGGGAGAAGUUAGCCACUCCUUGCGUAAAUGGUGGAAGGGUUAAAGAUUGUUACAAUGGAAAAGAGAGACUCCCAUUUAAUAAUAACUUCUUCGAUUUGGUAUAUGAAUCGACGAUUUAAUCCCGUUCAUGAGCAAAAAAGUGAUACUGACAAUACGAAUAUCAUUUGAUCGCUUCAGUGAAUCAGUCUAGUGAAGGCAGGAGCACCUGGUGAAGGUUAAAGACUCCGGUACGAAAGAAAUAAGGAAAAAAUUGUUAAACAUUCUGCGAUGAUAUUGGAAGGGAAUUCCUUCAACUGAUUCUUUUCUUACACCUGCACGGAACAAAAUAAUCGCUGAAUUACUAGUCAAAUUUCAGUGUAAACUUUCAGGACCGAACCUGAAUCCUGAGCAUUGAGCUUAUUAUUUUGGCAUUUGGUGGCUAGCAUUAGACGCAUUAGCGUCUAGGACCUAUAGAUUAGACUGAGUACAAGUACGAGUUUUAAAACCAGAUUAGUGUGUUUCAUAUCAUAGUUACCCCAUGAAUCUUAUCUCUAACGUCAGUUAUUUUAUGUGCUAUAAGGCAGCAACAAGAUGUAAAAGGAAGGAGUUGUAGUCGUACUCGUAUUCGUUUUCGCACUCGAAGUCAAAUUUAAAGGUCGCAAUUGUUCUUAACCUAUAAGAUGACAAUAUACCCUGAAUAUCAGUAGUCCUAGAAUUGAAAUCUUCCCUAAGGAGAACUGAUCCAAAAGAAUAGAACUUUUCAUUAUCAUUUUCAAGUUCUUUAAAGAUUUAAGGAGAAAGGUGAAAGGAAUUGUGUGGUGGAUAGCGUGAGAGCAAGCUCUCCGGGGCGCUCUGGCGGCGGAGAGGGAGCAGAGAUGAGAGGUUGCAACUACAUCUCUGGAAUUUGAGUAUCUGCUUCGAAAAAUUGGAUGCGAAAUGCUGAUUGGCGGAGAUGACAUUAGUAAUGAUGUCAUUACCCUUGGCACGUGUUUUCCAAUGUUUGUUUACAUUCGCGCUCGUUUCUGCUUCGCGCUGAUUGGCGGAAAUCUGGCAGUUCAGUUGACGAGGAGCCCAGGGGAAUUGGAGGUCAAGGGAAUUCAAAUUCCAGAGACGUAGUUGCAAGUUCUCCUUCCUUUUCCCGCCCCGCCUCCAGAGCGCCCCGGAAAGCUUGCUCGCAGGCUAUGUGGUGGAAUAUAAGCGCCACAUACUUUUUGGUCACUCCCAGUGAUAUGUCUUAAACUCUGAAAAUUCGUUGAUUCUUCUCCACUAAACUCCAAUCACCAAAUUCCGAAUUAGAAAGCAAGGCUGGGCCACCCGAGCUACGGCCACAUUUUGCCGUUUUUCCCAGCACGUGUAUUCAAAUCCUUGAAGCCUUCAACAUUAAUAUUUAUGUUUCAUUAAUGUUCAAUGAUGUUUAUUAUGUUUUCAAAUACUAGAUUGACUUGAUCCUGGCGUAUGGGUAUCUAAAACUCGACUCGAGUGACUCAAAUGGUUGA
Molecule: messenger RNA, 2514 nt
Organism: Porites lobata
Lineage: Eukaryota; Metazoa; Cnidaria; Anthozoa; Scleractinia; Poritidae
Source: the annotation of a GenBank genome assembly